Messenger RNA from Nerophis lumbriciformis (worm pipefish), 7220 nucleotides. RefSeq names its product lipoxygenase homology PLAT domains 1b (gene loxhd1b). Lineage: Eukaryota; Metazoa; Chordata; Actinopteri; Syngnathiformes; Syngnathidae. The record is from RefSeq and is a predicted model, not a curated record. Gene Ontology annotation, molecular function: protein binding.
AUGCCUGUUAAAAAAACAAAAAAAAGUCAGAGUGUGCAGAAGGAAACCAAAGAUGUGGAUGACGAGGACUCUGAGGGUCAGCAACAGAAGCCCAAGAAGAAAAGUUUGAAGGUGAGUGAGUAUGCCGGAGGACGGAGGAAGAAGAAGGACAGGGAUGAAGAAGGCUACAGCUCUAACACAAAUAGUAGCAAUGUGAGCAGCAGCAACAAGAAAAGACGAGUUAAAGAAAAGGAUAAGAGGAAAAAAAACAAAGAAGUAAGCAGGGAUGACCUCAGCGACGUCUCCCAGAACACAGACAAUGACGACAACAACAGCGACUCAAGCAGUAAGAAAAGAGAGAGGAAUCUUCCGGAUGUGAUCGCCACCACUAAAAAAGCAACAAGUCGGCCUUUGGAAAAAGACAAGAUGGGCCCCAAGGGUAAAAAAUCCCAAGAUGAAGACAAAAAAUCCAAGAAGGACUCAGAGAAAAAAGAGGUCGAGGUAGCAGGGGAUGAGGAGGACGGGAAAAAGAAGAAGAAAGACAAGAAGAAGAGAGCGUCAGAGAAGGGCAACAGCGAUGAAGACAGCAAGAAGACGAAGGGCAAAAAGAAGAAGGUGGAGAAUUAUGUGGAAAUCUACGAGAGUGAGCUUCGAAAUUACCAGGAGGAGUUGGUGGAGAACUAUGAAGAUGAGUACCACAAAAUGAAAGUGUAUGAGGUAGUGACCAUCACUGGGGAUGAGAGAGGAGCGGGCACCGAUGCAAAUGUGUUUGUCACACUCUUUGGAGAAUUUGGUAUCACUCCCAAAGUCCAUUUGGCAAGCAAGAGCCGCACUGCAUUUGAGAGGGCCAAAACUGAUGUGUUCAGAAUAAGAACCCACAAUGUGGGACCUUUAAAGAAGAUUCGGAUUGAGCAUGACAACACAGGCCUGAACCCCAGCUGGUUCUUGGACCGGGUGGUAGUGACUGACGUAAUCAGGCCUCACCUGAGGUAUUACUUUGCUUGUAACAACUGGCUCAGUAAAGUGGAAGCGGACAACCUUUUUGUCAGAGACCUGCUGGGCACCUUGGAUGCCAUGGACAUGCCCAAAUACAAUAAGUAUAUGGUCAGUGUCUUCACUGCUGAUAUAAAAGGUAGCGGAACAGAUGCGGACGUCUUUAUCAAUAUAUUUGGAGAGUUUGGUGAUACAGGUGAGAGGCUACUGAACACAGACAAAAAUAACUUUGAAAAAGGCACAGAGGACAAAUUCACCAUUGAAGCCCCAAACCUCGGCAAAGUCAGGAAGAUCACUAUCGGCCAUAACAACAAAGGCUCCUCCGCAGGAUGGUUUGUUGACAAGGUGACUGUGGACGAUCUGGGAAACAAAGUAGUGUAUGAAUUUCCAAUCAAUCGGUGGUUUGCCAUUGAUGAGGACGAUGGCAAGAUACAGAGAGACAUUUUGGUGGGAGGGAGCCAACCGACAGGUAUCGUGUACAACUUCCAGAUUGUAACCGGAAACAUCCGAGGAGCCGGGACCAACUCCAAAAUCCGCAUUGUGAUGCACGGCACCAAAGGCUCAAAGAACAGUGGCAAGGUGUUUCUUGAAGGAGGAAAAUUUGAGCGUGGCCUGACGGACAUCUUCAAUAUCGAGAUUGCCGCACUUCUCAGCCCCCUCAGCAGGGUGACCAUCGGGCAUGACAACAGCGGGGUCAGUGCUGGGUGGUACUGUGAGAAGGUGGUGGUGUAUUGUCCAUUUACCGGGAUCGAACAGACCUUCCCGUGCUCUAAAUGGCUGGACGAGAAGGAAGGAGACGGGCUGAUAGAGCGAGAACUCUACGAGAUGGUUUCUCUCCGGCAGAGAAGGCAAAAAAAGCAUCCCUGGUCCUUGUGGAUCUGGACAUCGGACCUUCCCAAUGCUGGAAGCGACGCAGAAAUCUAUUUCCAGGUGUACGGAGAGAAGGGCAAGUCCGACGAGAUCAAACUAGACAACAAAACAGACAAUUUUGAGCGAGGACAAGUGGACAGGUUUAUAGUUGAACUUCCAGAUUUAGGAAUUUUGACCAAACUCCGAAUCUGGCAUGAGAAAAGAAAUCCUUUUGCAGGGUGGCAUCUGAGUAAGGCAACUCUGAUAAAAACAUUAACCAAGGAGAAAUACAAAUUUCCUUGCGAGCGUUGGCUGGACACAAACGAAGAUGAUAACGAGGUGGUGAGAGAGCUUCCUGCAACAGGGGAAUUCAUUGCCGAACCCCUGCCUUUGAUUAAGUACAGAGUGACCGUUUGCACCGGGAUGCUCGGCGGCAGCGGCACGGACGCAUCUGUUUUUCUCAAUCUCAUGGGUGACCACGGAGACACUGGAGACCGGCAGCUUGUCCACUGCAAAAACAACAUCAACAAGUUUGAGAAGGGAAACCUGGACGAGUUCAUCGUUGAAGCCGUCACCAUCGGGCAGAUCGGCAGGGUGAGGAUCGGCCAUGAUGGCAAAGGUGGUGGCUGCGGCUGGUUUCUUGAUAAGAUCAUAGUAAGAGAGGAUGGACAGGCUGAGGCACAGGCCAUCGAGUUCCCAUGCAGCAGAUGGCUGGAUCGCAAUGAGGACGACGGGCAGAUCGUUCGAGAGUUAGUCCCAUUCUCUGAUGGACAGCGUCUCUACAAUGUUGGCUACCACAUCGCAGUGAAGACAGGCAAAAUCCCCGGGGGCAGCUCGGACUCCACGGUCUUCGUCAAGCUUUACGGGGACAAAGGUGACACCAGUAAAAUGAUGCUGGUGGUCUCUGACAAUAACCUGAGAAAUUACUUUGAGACGGGUCGCAUCGACAUCUUCACUGUGGAAACCUCUGAUGUUGGACAGAUCAACCGCCUGAUGAUCGGCCACACCAACGAGGGUUUACGGGCCGGCUGGUUCUUGGACAGCGUCCAGAUUUUGGUCCCUCUGAACGGAAAGCACUACAUGUUUCCCUGUCAUCGUUGGCUGUGCAAAGGGGAAGCUGACGGCAAGACGGAGGUGGAGAUUUACCCCAGCGAAAUCCUGGACACACAGCAACUGAUCAACUAUGAGGUGUCAGUUACAACUGGAGAUGAGAUGUUUGCCGGCACAAAUGCCAAAGUGUUCAUUCAGAUUUACGGGGAAAAAGGCAAGACUGAAGUCAUCACUCUCGACAGCCGGUCCAACAACUUUGAAAGGAACACCACAGAUAUAUUCAAGAUCGAGGCCAAAGACGUGGGGAAGGUUUUCAAGGUCCGCAUCGGCCACGAUGGCUCGGGGUUGGGAUCCGGCUGGUUCCUAGAGACAGUGGACGUCAAGCAUACAAUGAUGGCUAUGGUGCCCAAGGAGAAGAAGAAGGAAGACAAGAAAAAGAAGAAAAAGAGAAAGGAGGAGGAAGUAGGAGAGGCUAUGCAGGUAGUGGUGCUGACAUAUCAUUUCCCCUGCUCGCGUUGGCUGGCUGGAGGAGAGACUGAUGGCGAGCUGCAAGUGGAGCUGCUGCCUGAUGGCGCAGAGGAACUGGAAGUCAACACCUACGAAGUGUGCGUCUUCACGGGUGAUGUGCUGGGAGCUGGGACCGACGCCAACGUCUUCAUUAAUAUUUACGGCGAUAACGGCGACACCGGAGAGCGUUAUCUCCAGAACUCUGACAACAUCAACAAAUUUGAACGAGGAGAGGAGGACGUUUUCAUACUGACAGCUAUUGAUUUGGGUUCUCUGAAAAAGCUUCGGAUCCGUCAUGACAACACACGGUCAUAUUCAGCUUGGUACCUUGAUCGUGUGGAAAUAGUGGACACAAAGGAUGACACGACAUACUACUUCCCUUGUAACCGCUGGCUGGCAGUGGAUGAGGAUGACGGCCAGAUAGCAAGAGAGCUGGUUCCUGUGGAUGAGGCCUUCAUGAAGAAAGAUGAGGAUGAGGAUGGAGGCGGCGGUGCCACUUUGGGGCUGGAACAGAAAUCCAUGUCCACUACGUAUACCAUUAAAGUAAAGACCGGAGAAAAAAAGUAUGCGGGAACUGACGCGAAUGUCUUUGCCGUAUUAUUUGGAGAAAAUGAUGACACAGGAACCAUCAACCUGAAAGCCUGUAAAAGCUAUAAGAACAAGUUCGAACAAGGGAUGAUCAACGAGUUCACUGUGGAGGCUGUGGAUUUGGGCGAGCUGGAAAAGCUUAGAGUUGGUCACGACAACUCAGGGGGCUCACCUGGUUGGUUCUUGGACUGGGUUGAAAUCGACGCCCCCUCACAGGGUCUGAGGCUACGCUUCCCCUGUGGGCGCUGGUUGGACAGAGGCGAGGAUGACGGCGCCAUUGUGAGGGAUCUCUAUCCCGCUGAGUUACAGACUGAGCUGUACACGCCAUUUGUGCCCUACGAGCUGAAGAUCUACACCAGCAAUGUUUUCGGCGCGGGAACAGAUGCGGAUGUGUUUAUCGUUUUGUAUGGCCGCAAAGGCGUGUGCACGCUGCAGAAGCACCUGUGCGUCAACAAGAGGGAGAGGCGACUGUUCUUUGAGAGAGGAGCUGAAGACAUGUUCAUAGUGGAGUUGGAAGAUGUUGGCGACAUUAUAGAGAAGAUCCGAGUGGGGCACGACAACAGGGGCUCCAACCCAGGGUGGCACCUCGACCGAGUGGAGAUCCGACGUCUUCUGAGGAAAGGAAAGGGAUCAGAGACGACUAUUUUUCCGUGUGAGCGUUGGCUGGCUAAAUCAGAAGAUGAUGGUGAGACGGUGAGGGAGUUGGUGCCAUCUGACAUUAUCACAGAGAAACUCCUCAGGGGUGGCACUCUGAAACGGACCGAAACCGAGAUUGAGGAUGCUUUGGAAACCCACGCUUACCAGGUGUCCGUACGCACAGGUGAUAUGUACAAAGCAGGCACGGAUGCCAACGUCUUUCUGACAAUCUAUGGAGACCUCGGUGACACAGGAGAGCGCAAACUGGCAAUAUCUGAGAACAACAAGAACAAGUUUGAGAGAGGAGAGGUGGAUAAAUUCACCAUUGAAGCGGUGGACCUGGGCCAGGUGUUUAAGAUCCGAAUUCGUCACGACAACUCCAUGAUGGGAGCCGACUGGUACCUGGACCAAGUGGAGGUCCUGGAUGUGGACACAGAGGAGGAUUACAUGUUCCUGUGUGAGCGCUGGCUGUCCAAGAAGAAGGAGGACAAACGCUUAGAGAGGACCCUCUUUGUGAAGGGAUACGAAGGUGAAAGAAACGCCGAUCCGAAUUUCAAAAAGAUGGCUCAGGCCAAACUGGGUCUGGAUAGGAAUGCAAACAAAAAGAAAAAAAAGAAGGUGGCAGUGGCGGAAGAAGGUCCAAUCAUCCCCUAUCACUUCACUCUAUCCACUGGAGUUGAGUGCGAUGCCAGCACCACUGCCAGGGUCUACAUCAUCAUCAUCGGCCCCGGAGACCUGGAGACAGACCGGCUAUGGCUAGACCUUCCAGACGGGAAGAAAUCCUUUACAGCUGGCAGCAUGGAGCAUUUUGUGUGCUAUGGAACUGACGUGGGCGAGAUCAAGAGAGUGGAACUGGGCCACAACGGCGCCACACCAGAGAGCUGCUGGUUGGUGGAUGAGCUGGCAGUUGCCGUGCAAACCAAAGGUAUCAAGUACAGCUUCCUGUGCAAAUGCUGGCUGGCUAAAGACAGAGGAGACGGUCUGACGGUCAGGCUGUUCAACGUGUUGGACGCCAGCACCAUCAGCAUCAACCGCAAAGUGAUUUAUUCCACCACAGUCAUCACAGGCGACACACAGUAUGCCGGCACGGACACCAACAUAUUCCUGACUGUGUACGGAGCCAAUGGAAGCACAGAGGAAAUGCUCCUGGCCAAGAAUGAGGACAGAUUUGAGCGAGACCAAGAGGACACAUUUAACCUGGAGGUAGAUGACAUCGCUCCUCUAAAGAAGAUAAGAGUUCGGAUUGAUGGCAGUGGCAGCCGUCCCGAUUGGUUCCUGGACAGAAUCCUGAUGCGAAACCUAAACACAGAGGAGGUGUACAUGUUCACCUAUGAGAACUGGCUCUCCAAGACCAAAGGACCCAGUAGGACUGAAACGUGUGAGCUGGCGGCUGUGGUGGACGAGGAAGAGAUGGUGGAGAAAACAACCUACAUCAUCCAAGUCCAGACCAGUGAUAUCACAGGUGCCGGCACAGACGCCAACGUGUGUCUGAUGGUGUUCGGAGAGUUUGGCGACACGGGCAUGCUGAAGCUGAAAGAGAGCGCCAACAGGAACAAGUUUGAGCGCAAAAUGAAAGAUGUGUUCCGGUUCGCCGACAUGCUGAGUCUGGGCGAGCUCUCCAAAGUGCGAGUGUGGCAUGAUAACAAAGGUCCGGCUCCGGGAUGGCACCUGGACUACAUUGACAUCAAAGAUGAGACCAUGGACCAGAUUUUCAGGUUCCCGUGCGACCGCUGGCUGGCUAAAAACGAAGAAGACGGCCAGAUCAUCAGGGAGCUGGCGUGUGCCAACAACGACUCUGUGGACCUCAGUGAUAAAACCAAAUACGAACUGGCCAUAACCACUGCAAACACAGAGGACGCCUCCACCAAUGAAAACGUCUGGAUCGUAUUAGAAGGCAGGAAAGCCCGCUCCAAGGAGUUUGUUCUGGAGAAUAAGAAGAACAAGUUCUCAUGCGGCGCCAUCGACACCUUUGAGUUCUCCUCCAAGCACGUGGGCGAGAUCGCCGGCAUCUGCGUGGGCCACAUCACCAAAGACGGCAAGAAGGUGAAGAAUGAAUCAACGUGGCAUGUCGUGGAGGUGGUGGUGACAGAGAAAGAGCUGGGAAACAAGUAUUUCUUCCACUGCGAUGCUCGAGUGCCCCUGGCGCCCAAAAAGGACCAGUUCCAAACAUUUGAGUGUUACAAGUCCAUAGAGAGCUUUGCCAGCAAAGUCCGUAACCUGGUCCUGGUCAAGUACGAGAUCAUCCUCACCACAGGCGACGUCAAGGACGCCGGCACGGACGCAAAAGUCUACGUCACCGUCUACGGCGUCAACGGGGACUCGGGUAAGCGCCACCUGCGCAAGAGGUUUCGUAACCUCUUCGAACGAGGUCACACGGACCGCUUCCUGGUGGAGAUGUUGGACCUCGGGGAGCUGCUCAGGGUCAAAGUGCAGCAUGAUGACGGUGGCUCAAACUGUGGUUGGUACUUGGAGUACGUGGAGGUCACCAACACAGCCAACUCGGUUACAACCAUCUUUCAGUGCGGUAAGUGGCUGGACUCUAAUAAGGCUGACGGGCGCACUGAGAGGGUCCUCUAUCCUAAGUACUAAAUGACCUACUACCUGGAUUUUUUAUGUUU